GGAGUCUCGUCCCUCACUGCCGUUUGCUCUCCGCUCUGAGAUGGCGUUCGUAGUUUUUGUCCUUCAGCUGGCCAUCUACAUCCUGUUACUUCCCGUGCACCUGCUGAAUUUUCUGGGCCUGUGGAGCUGGAUUUGCAAAAUGUGGUUUCCCUGCUUCUUGUCGAGGUUCACUGUGAUAUACAACAAACAAAUGGCAAGCAAGAAGCGGGAGCUCUUCAGCAACCUGCAGGAGUUUGCGGGCCCCUCGGGGAAGCUGUCCCUGCUGGAGCUGGGCUGCGGCACCGGGGCCAACUUCAAGUUCUACCCCCCGGAGUGCAGGGUGACCUGUAUCGACCCCAACCCCAACUUUGAGAAGUACUUUGUCCAGAGCAUCGCCGAGAACCGACACCUGCAGUUCGAGCGCUUCCUGGUGGGUGUGGGGGAGAACAUGCACCAGGUGGCCGACGGCACCGUGGACGCGGUGGUCUGCACCCUCGUGCUGUGCUCGGUGCGGAACCAGGAGCAGGUCCUCCGCGAGGUGCGCAGAGUGCUGAGGCCGGGCAGGGCUUACUAUUUCAUGGAGCAUGUGGCAGCAGAGGGUUCAACUUGGAAUUACUUCUGGCAACAGGUCUUGGCUCCUUCCUGGCACCUUGUGUUUGAUGGCUGCAGCCUGACCAGGGAGUGCCACUUGUUUGGCUUUUAG
Fukomys damarensis (Damara mole-rat) is the source of this 682-nucleotide messenger RNA. RefSeq names its product methyltransferase-like protein 7A. Gene Ontology annotation, molecular function: S-adenosylmethionine-dependent methyltransferase activity. Lineage: Eukaryota; Metazoa; Chordata; Mammalia; Rodentia; Bathyergidae. The record is from RefSeq and is a predicted model, not a curated record.